GUAGGCACUGCAGGUAAUGCUCAUCAGCGCCUCAGUUCAUAUUAUUCGAUAUCGAAAGGAGUAAAGAGUAAGGAGAUCUAGAUCAAGUUCAACAAGAGAAAAUCACAAUGGGGCUCAAGAACACAAUUUUGUUGUCCUUGUUUUUUGUAGCUUUGGUUGCAAAGAAAGGCUUGGCAGCGCAGCAUGUAGUUGGGGGCAGCCAAGGUUGGGAACAAUCCACAGACCUCAACUCAUGGGCAUCCUCUCAGAAAUUCAAGGUUGGCGAUCAACUUGUUUUCAAGUACUCUUCGAUGCAUAGCGUCGUCGAGCUACCUAACGAGAGCGCCUUCAAGAACUGUGACCUUGGCAGUGCACUAGACACUAAGAAGGGAGGAAACGACGUCGUGAAGUUGAACAAGGCCGGCACAAGAUAUUUUGCUUGUGGUACUUUAGGCCACUGUGAUGGAGGCAUGAAGGUGAAGAUCACUACUGUUGCUGCAGGAAGCAAUACAGCUUCUUCUCCGGCAUCAUCUUCAUCCUCGGACGAUGAUGAUUCUUCUUCGGAUGCUUCCACCACUACUUCAACUACUACUAUUUCUGCAGCUUCUGCCAACUUCAAUUCUUUCAAUUCAUUCGUUGCGAUGACUGCAGUAUCGGCACUCGUUCUGGUUUAUGUGUUUUGAGCUAGAGAGAUACAGAUAUAUGCUGGAGUACUGUUAAUGGAAUUGACUAGUUAAUCCAUAUUAUUUUUGUUUCGAUGUAUUUCAGAAUAAAAGUGGCAGGGCUAUUUGCUAUAUGACCCUGUCCUGAUUUUUGUAAUUUGCGUCCAUGAAUUUUGAUCUUGUUAUUAGAAACUA
This is a messenger RNA of Fragaria vesca subsp. vesca, 836 nucleotides long. RefSeq names its product blue copper protein-like. The transcript is spliced from 2 exons. Gene Ontology annotation, molecular function: electron transfer activity. The record is from RefSeq and is a predicted model, not a curated record. Lineage: Eukaryota; Viridiplantae; Streptophyta; Magnoliopsida; Rosales; Rosaceae. Bases 108 to 662 code for a protein of 184 amino acids. Gene Ontology annotation, cellular component: plasma membrane.